CAGUCGUUACUCACCAACUGGCAUUGCGGUGACGUUAAUACGGAUCGGCUCUCAUCGAAAAUCGAAGUAAAUCUCGGCCGAAUCCUUCAUCAGUAGAUAAAUAUGGUGAUAUUCGGGCGUUCGUUAAGGCGUUCGACUGCCUGGCGGUCAAGUUAAAUGCGUUCGAAUAGGCCGUCGCUCAGCUGUCAUUUUAAAAUUGCAAAUUCAGUUACGACUUGUCCACCGACGUGUGCUAAUCGACGGCUCCGGCGCAAUUGAAUCCAAAAACCACUGGCCACUGGAACUGCGGAAAUGUUUAUGCAAGCCACUAUCAUCGGAUGCCUGUUCAUGCUGGUGCCAUUGGGCUUCGCUUUUGAGGAGCACCCGCACUUCUGCAUCCAAACGGACCCGCUGCUCCUCUCGGAAAUCGAUCGCCAUGUGGUCAAUCCCAGCGAGAGGGAUCUGCAGUGCCACAUUAGGGCCACCACGCUGACCCAGAAAGAGAAGGCAGUCCUCGUGGACACCUUGUGUGCGGACCAUGGCUCCACUACGGUCAAGCGGGACAACCAUCACUUCCUCCGGCUGCGCAAUGGCGAGCUGAGCGGACGGGGUUCCCAGAAGGAGGUGUGCGCCAACGGGGGUGAUUCGGUGCUGGCCUGGGUGCCCUACCACACGGUGAUCCAGAACUAUGCGGCCGAGCUGAAUCCCAAGGAGCGGUUGACCUACAUUGCCAAGGCCACGAACGUGGAGCGCGAGAAGACGGAGCUGUGCCACUUUCCCCACACGGAUUUGGUCAAUGCCGUGACCGACAACCUCUUCACCUGCGUGGUGAUGAUCUUUGGCGACAACUUUUACGGUGUGGAGGACAACAUCAAUGUGCUGGUGCAGCUGGAGCCGCUGAUGUACCAGCUGAGGAACAUCACCUACCUGCCGUGGCGCAAUGUGUCCAACAGCUACAAAAUGCACCUGGGCGACGGUGUGCUCCGCAACCCCAGUGGCGAACGGAAGCCCAUCUACGGCAGCCUCAACUACGAGUUUGUGGAGAAGAUCCACGUGAACAUGAGCAGUGUCUACCAGGACAAGAAGCUGGGCAGGUUGCCUCUGCUCUUAGAGCACCGCGGUUCCGUCCUGGAAUUGGACUCCUAUGGAGUUGGUGGCCUGGAUGUGGCGGAGAAGGCCUAUUUCGGACGCAGCAUGGAUCCCAGGAGCGAGGUGAAGGUCCAGGUGAUUGGACAGUGGGUGGACCAGCAGCGGGAGUUUGGAGCCGAUAUAUACGAGUACUACGGGCACGGGUUGAGGCGGUAUAGACAAGCUUUGGCCGGAGCCCGGCUCACUUUAGUCCGGAUUGACAACACGGAGCCGGUUUUCAUGGCCCCGGAGUCGCAGAACCUGGCCAAGGCCACGCUGUUCCGCGAUCAGAAGUCUGGCAAACUGAAGGAGCAUUCUUCGGGCAACUUCACCGAGUGGGAAAACGCCCAGGAGGAGGAUUCCGAUGAGGAUGAGCCCGGUUUCUACGGCUGGUUUGUGGUGACCUCUCUGCUUUUGGCCCUCGCCGUCGUCGUGGGAAUAUACCUGGUAGUACGCACCCACAGCAGGAGGAACAAGCAGCGGCAGAUGUACGACCUGGCCAACACGAAUGUGGCUCCGCCAGCCUAAGCAAACUAUGCAUUAUCCUUAAGUUUUGUAAAUCCGAAAAAAAGCUGAGAUCAACAGGUGUUUGUACUCCGAAAUGUCAGUUUGAUUAAACGGGUUGGCAGCCCCACUGCCAAAUCCUUA
Drosophila elegans is the source of this 1755-nucleotide messenger RNA. RefSeq lists its product as uncharacterized. The transcript has 3 exons. The record is from RefSeq and is a predicted model, not a curated record. Bases 292 to 1635 code for a protein of 447 amino acids. Lineage: Eukaryota; Metazoa; Arthropoda; Insecta; Diptera; Drosophilidae.